Messenger RNA from Arabidopsis thaliana (thale cress), 1122 nucleotides. Its product is annotated as transcription factor-like protein. Gene Ontology annotation, molecular function: sequence-specific DNA binding; DNA-binding transcription factor activity. The record is from RefSeq and is marked reviewed. The coding region runs from base 40 to 774 and encodes 244 amino acids. Gene Ontology annotation, biological process: DNA-templated transcription; regulation of DNA-templated transcription. The transcript has 2 exons. Lineage: Eukaryota; Viridiplantae; Streptophyta; Magnoliopsida; Brassicales; Brassicaceae.
UUGGUUCGACCAUCCCAAACACUACGGAGGACCCAAAAUAUGAGCCAAGAGACAGCGAUAGCAAGCUUCAAGAAAUUCCAACAGUCAUGGAUCGAGCAGCUACGAAACCACCUGAACCACCUCCGCUCCGCCCAAAACCAUCACCGGAACUCUGCUACCGGUGAUGAGGAACGGUUAAGGGAGGCUGUGGACAGAGUGAUGGAACACUUUAGAGAAUAUCACAGGGCCAAGUGGGCUGCGACGGAUAAAGACGUCAUCGAAGUUAUGGCUUCUCCUUGGGCUUCAGCUCUUGAACGGUCGCUUCAGUGGGUCGGUGGUUGGCGACCAACCACCUUGUUCCAUCUGGUUUACACUGAGUCGAGUAUUUUAUUUGAGUCUCGUAUCGUUGAUAUACUUCGUGGCUUUCGCACCGGUGAUCUCAGUGAUCUCUCCCCUUCUCAGUUCAGGGUUCCAUUUGUCAAAGGCAGGACGGUAAGUGAGCUACAAUGUGAGACCGUGAAGGAAGAGAAUGCGAUAACGGAAGAGUUGUCGGAGUGGCAAGACGAUGCGAGUGACCUUGUCAUGGGGACAUCGUCAGAUCCCGACCAGAGGAUCCGACGGCUAGCAGAAAUCGUCCACCGAACUGAUGAUCUGCGACUGAGAACGAUCACACGUGUGGUGGAGGUCUUGAGUCCGCUCCAACAAGCGGAGUUUCUUGUCGCUGCGGCUGAGCUUCGUACAGGCGUUGCUGGUUGGGGGACUAGCCACGACCGUCGUCGAAGUUCCGAAGUUUAAAGCUAACUAAAACCGGUCUAAAGGUAAUGAGAAUCGAGGAAGAAAAAUAGUUUUUGGAUAUUAAUUAUAUGUUUUUACCAUGUUUUUGGUUAUCCAGACUGAGUUUGGUUUUACAUGGUUAUGAAAACAAAAAAAACUCAUAUGUUAUGUCUCUACGGUUGCAAUAAAGAUCAACCCACGUGUGGUGCUUGUUAGUUUACCUUUUUUAGUUAGAAUUUUGUGUGUUUGAUUUUUUUUAUGAGGUAAUUAUCGGACCUUAUUGGGGCUUCUGAUAGUUUGUAUAUAAAAAAUACUAAAGACAGAGAAUCGGGGACAUGGGUCAUUGUUGGUUUCUAUAGACCAAGUGGA